Messenger RNA from Ipomoea nil (Japanese morning glory), 1029 nucleotides. RefSeq lists its product as uncharacterized. NCBI's taxonomy places the organism in Eukaryota, Viridiplantae, Streptophyta, Magnoliopsida, Solanales, Convolvulaceae. The transcript has a single exon. The record is from RefSeq and is a predicted model, not a curated record. Bases 1 to 1029 code for a protein of 342 amino acids.
AUGGAGCAGGUCCGGCAGGAGUUCAACCGUUGGAAGCAGGAGCAAACGGCACAAGUCCCGAGUCUCGACACCACGCUAUUACGAACUCCGUUCUCCAGUGAAAUCAUGCAGCAGCAGUACCCGGUCGACUUUCGGGUCCCGGGGGCAAAGGAUUAUUCGGGAAAAACGGACCUAGAAGAGCAUGUCAACUCCUUCUACGGAAACAUGAUCAUGUUGGGCGUGUCCGACGCUGUCAUCUGCCGGGCAUUUUUCUCAACGCUCUCGGGAAGAGCGGCCGAGUGGUUCAAGUCCCUCGAACCGGGGUCCAUAACGUGCUUCGCCGACCUAUCGACCAAAUUUAUCCGACGUUUCGCAAUGUCUCGGACCGUUCGGAAGCAUUUCACGCACCUCGAAGCCGCCAAGCAGCUAGAAGGGGAAUCGUUAAUCGAUUUCCUGGUCAAAUGGAAGAAUGCCAUCGGCGAAGUCGAGCCAAUGGAUGACAGGACAGCCAUCAACGUCCUACAUUACUCCCUCCGAACGGGGACCCUGUAUCAGGACUUCAUAGUCCACCCACCACAGUCGUACGACGAAGCUAUUCGCAGAGUCACAGACUACGCGAACGCAAUGGAGGCAAAUUCCGCAAAGCAACGCCAAGAGACAGGAUCCACCCGACGUGACACUCGCCCCGACCAGAAGCGCGGAGACCGUCAGCAAGCCCCCCGGGACCUGUCCAGGCUCACCCGCCCGGUAACAGAGGUCCUCGAUUAUGCCCAGAGUUGUAAUCUGAUCCAGCUACCCGAGCCCGGGCGUGACGGCCGGGACACCUCCAAGUUCUGUGCGUACCACCGCAACCGAGGGCACACUACGGACGAGUGCCGGGUCCUGAAGGAGGUGAUCGAGGACCUCCUGAAGGAGGGUGAGCUGACCCAGUUCACCAAGAAGAAGGACAAGGGGAAGAGAUGGAAGAAGUUCUUCAAACGAUCCGGCCGGGACAAGAAGGACAAGGACCAGGAUCCCGAAGGCAAGUCCCGGCCCAGUGGCUCCAAGUAG